AUGCCCGAGAAGCUAUUGCAAAAUCUAUGGAAGGUGGCCCAAGGCAAAUGGGAAUCGGGCGUCCUUCCUAGCGCCGAGAGCUUGGCCAGAGCCCGAGCGUCUCUACCUGAUAGUCUUUCCAAUGCAGGUGUCAGUCUCGAUUCUGUUCAGAAACAUAUCCUAGAUGAUAUAGUCCCCGCCUUCAAUGGAGGAAGCAUCAGCCCCAACUAUUAUGGAUUCAUCACAGGCGGGGUCACGCCGGCAGCGCUCUUCGCUGACAAUGUCGUGUCUGCCUACGACCAAAAUGUACAAGUUCAUCUUUCGAACCAUUCCAUCGUCACUGAUGUCGAGUUCCAUACGCUUGGUCUGCUAGCAGACCUUUUUCGACUGAACCGUUCCUCAUGGCAUAACGGGACUUUCACGACCGGCGCUACGGCGAGUAACAUUCUCGGUCUUGCCCUUGGGCGCGAGUUUAUUCUCCAAAAAGCCGCCGAAAGGAAAGGAAGCCCGGUAUACAGUGUUGGAGAAGAGGGCCUAUUCGAGGUAUUACAUGCUCUCAGUCUUUCAGGCGUUCAAGUGCUGUCAACGCUCCCUCAUUCUUCUCUUGUCAAGGCUGCAGGUGUUCUCGGCAUUGGGCGCGCCAAUGUUCGAAACAUUUGUCGUGCUGAUAAUGCACUUCAUUUUGACAUUGACCAGUUGGAGAAAGAGCUUGCACGGACGGACAAAGUCAGCAUCGUCGCUGUAUCCUGCGGAGAAGUCAACACUGGCCGAUUCGCUACAUCUGGUAUGCAGCAAUUGGCUGAGAUUCGUCGGUUAUGUGACAAGUAUGGCGCUUGGAUCCAUGCUGACGGUGCAUUUGGAAUCUUCGGUCGAGUCUUAGAUGACAACCCGGAAUUCGCAACUGUCAAGAGGGGAGGAGAUGGCAUAGAAUUGGUAGACUCGAUUACCGGCGAUGGCCACAAGCUCCUGAAUGUACCUUAUGACUGUGGCUUCUUCUUUUGCCGACACCCUGACCUGGCUUUCCGGGUCUUCCAAAACACGAAUGCGGCCUACCUUACUGCAGCGGCAUCCGAUGGGCCCUCCAUCCCAUCUCCUCUGAAUAUCGGAAUUGAGAAUUCUCGGCGAUUCAGGGCAUUACCCGUGUACGCGUCUCUCCUUUCAUAUGGCAAAGAUGGUUACCGAGAAAUGCUGGAACGUCAAAUCCGACUUGCCCGCGCCAUCUACGAUUGGGUCUUUGAACACCAGGAGUACAUUCCGCUGCCACAGACAAAUUCCAAGACCGAGCUGUUAGACCAAACAUUCAUGAGUGUCUUGUUUCGGGCCAAGGAAGAUGCUUUGAACAAUGAGUUGGCGAAGAAGAUCAAUGACACCGGCAGAAUGUUCGUUUCAGGGACAAGCUGGGAUGGGGCCCCUGCUUGUCGGAUUGCCAUUUCCAAUUGGCGAGUUGAUGUCGAGCGAGAUUUCAACUUGGUGACAGGUGUGCUGGCCAAGGUUUCUCAGAGCUAG
Penicillium maclennaniae is the source of this 1485-nucleotide messenger RNA. RefSeq names its product pyridoxal phosphate-dependent decarboxylase family protein. The transcript has a single exon. The record is from RefSeq and is a predicted model, not a curated record. Bases 1 to 1485 code for a protein of 494 amino acids. Gene Ontology annotation, biological process: carboxylic acid metabolic process. Gene Ontology annotation, molecular function: carbon-carbon lyase activity; pyridoxal phosphate binding. NCBI's taxonomy places the organism in Eukaryota, Fungi, Ascomycota, Eurotiomycetes, Eurotiales, Aspergillaceae.